AUGGCAAGCUUAGUUAUUGCAACUGUUCCCAACCUUGCCACCGAUCAAUCUGCUCUUCUUGCCUUAAAAGCUCAAAUUUCUUAUGACCCGCACAAUGUUUUGACAAACAACUGGUCUACCAACUUCUCUAUUUGCAACUGGAUCGGUAUCACUUGUGGUUCUCGCCAUCAUCGAGUCAUCGCAGUAAACCUUUCUUACAUGGAUCUUAUAGGCACUAUUCCUCCACACGUGGGAAACCUUUCAUUUCUUUUUAGUCUAAACAUUGAAAACAACAGUUUUCAUGGCUCUAUUCCCAACGAGUUGUCUCAUUUUCAUCGAUUGCAACACUUAUCCUUCGGAUUCAAUAACUUCAGUGGAAAAAUCCCUUCAUGGAUGGGGCUGUUGUCCAAUCUUCAAGAUUUGUCUCUAUAUGGUAACAGAUUCUCGGGGACUAUUCCACCAUCUCUAUCCAACAUGUCUUUGUUGCAAAUAAUUGAUUUUAGUUAUAACCAACUUUCGGGCUCCAUUCCAUCCUCAAUCUUCAACAUAUACAGCUUGCAAGAAAUUGAUCUCGAAGACAACAUGUUUUCUGGUCUGAUGCCGUCCAUUAUUUCCAACAUUUCAUCAUUGAAAGUCAUUUACCUAGGAGCUAAUAAGCUUUAUGGUACAAUUCCACCCACUUUGUUCAAGUGCAAACAACUGCAAUAUUUAUCAUUGGCGAAUAAUGAUUUCAUUGGAAGUGUACCUUUGGAAAUUGGAGACUUAACCAUGCUCACAAAGUUAUACCUUCACAACAACAUCUUUGGAGGUACUAUUCCACCCACUUUGUUCAAGUGCAAACAACUGCAAUAUUUAUCAUUGGCGAAUAAUGAUUUCAUUGGAAGUGUACCUUUGGAAAUUGGGGACUUAACCGUGCUCACAGAUUUAUACCUUAACAACAUCUUUGGAGGAAGAGUACCUCAAGGAAUUGGAAACUUAACCAUGCUCAUAGCAUUAGGCCUUUCCCACAACAACUUUGGAGUUGCCAUGCAUAGGCCACCCUGGCCUAUAAGGUGGAUGCUCGGCCAGGCCCAUGAGGUGGAUGUUCAGCUAGACCCAUGA
Molecule: messenger RNA, 1080 nt
Organism: Alnus glutinosa
Lineage: Eukaryota; Viridiplantae; Streptophyta; Magnoliopsida; Fagales; Betulaceae
Product: receptor-like protein 34
Exons: 4
Coding region: 1-1080 (359 amino acids)
Molecular function (GO): protein binding
Source: RefSeq, a predicted model, not a curated record